AUGAGGCUACGCAACCUCUUUGUCUUCGGGGCGGCCGCGCUGGCGACCGCCUCACCACCAUCAGCCGACACGGAGGAGGAUAUCACACGAGAAAACACAUACUUCAAUGGCAAGAAGGUUCCACCGAUUUUGGAACUCACCCCGGCCAAUUACAAGGAGGAAUUAAAAAAGUCAAAGUUCCUGAUGGUCAAACACUUCAGCCCGUGGUGCGGACAUUGCCAGGAAUUUUUGCCGACCUUCCAGACGUUGUACGAGUAUUACUACACAUCGAAGCCAGUGGGCAAGGAUGCCGACUUCACCGAGUUCUAUGAUUUCAGAUUCGCUGAACUCAACUGCGUCGCGUACGCCGAUUUAUGUACUGAGAACAAGGUCGCCGCAUGGCCAACAACUAUUUUGUUUGAGGAUGGCGAGCCUUUGGUCACCUUUAGGGGCGUCAAGCACAUUAGUGUUCUCAGUGGUGCUGUCGAAGAUGCGCUCGAGAAGGUGAAGCCCAACACCAGGCCCAAAACCCUCGAGCUCCCCGAACCUGGCGACAAGACAUCCCCUGAUUCCAAGGCCGAAACCGAGAAGACCGAGAAGGCAGAUGCCAGGGAAAAGGGGUCUGAAAAAGAGCUGGUCAAGGAAACUGAGAAGGAGAAGGAGACCGAAACCUCCACCGCCGCCAGCGCCGAUGCUUCAACGGAAGGGGAAGCGACACCAAAGAAGACCUACACUGUCAACUACAAUACCCCUUCGCAGAAGGUCACCCCUAAGCCGUCGAACCCCAACCCCAAGGGUCUCUCCGUUCCUCUGACUUGGGAAUUGUUCCAAAGCAUGGUUACCCUCACCCAGGAGCCUUGGUUUGUCAAGUUUUAUGCACCAUGGUGUCACCACUGCCAGGCUAUGGCCCCGAAUUGGGAGCAGUUGGCCAAGGAAAUGAAGGGCAGGCUCAACAUUGGUGAGGUCAACUGCGACCGCGACACUAGGCUUUGCAAGGAACUCCGCGUCCGUGGCUAUCCUUCCAUCAUGUUCUUCAAGGGCGGUGAGAAGGUCGAGUACGAGGGCCUUCGCGGGCUGGGCGACUUUGUCCAGUAUGCUGAAAAGGCCAUUGAUCUCUCCAGCGGGGUUCCGGAUGUCGAUUUCGACUCUUUCAAGGCUCUCGAAGAGAAGGAGGAGGUCAUUUUCCUCUACUUCUACGAUCAUGCUACCACCAGCGAAGACUUCCUUUCGUUGGAGCGUUAUCCUCUCAGCCUUAUUGGCAAAGCCAAGUUGGUCAAGACCCGGGAUCCCAAGUUGUAUGAUCGAUACAAGAUUACCACUUGGCCACGUCUGAUUGUUUCGCGCGAGGGCCGCCCGACUUACUACACUCCUCUCGCGCCUAGGGAAAUGAGGGAUACCAGAAUGGUUCUCAACUGGAUGAAGUCCGUCUGGCUCCCCCUUGUUCCCGAGCUUACCCCGUCCAACGCCCGCGACAUCAUGGACGGCAAGAUCGUUGUUCUGGGGGUUCUAAACAGAGAGAAUGAGGAUUCUUUCCGUGGCGCUAUCCGUGAGAUGAAGAGUGCGGCCAACGAGUGGAUGGAUAAGCAGAUUCAGCUCUUCCAGAUCCAUCGCCAGGACCUUCGUGACGCCAAGCAGCUCCGCAUCGAGGAGGCCGAGGAUCGUGGUGACCAGCGGGCUCUGCGCAACGCCAAGAACAUUCGCAUCAACAUGGACAGGUCGGACAUGAAAGAGGCUACCUUUGCCUGGGUUGACGGCAACUUCUGGCAGCGGUGGAUUCGCACCACUUAUGGCAUUGAUGCCAAGGACGGUGACCGUGUUAUCAUCAACGAUGAAGAUAAACGCCGGUAUUGGGACCAAACUAGCACUGGAAACCCCAUUGUUCCCUCGCGCACAUCCAUCCUUGAAACCCUCAACAAGGUCACAGUCAACCCACCAAAGCUCAAGCCGAAGCUUACCAUUGGUGUGAUUGAGAAGAUGUUCUUCGAUAUCAAGAUGACCUUCAAGGAGCAUCCCUAUCUCAGCAUGGGCUGCAUCCUUGGCAUCGCUUUUGGUCUCUUCCAGUGGCUCAUGGGAAGAACCACAAGAAGAGCCCGCAGUCACUUUAAGCUCGAGGAGGGCGUUGGAAUGAAGGAAUCGAAGCCCUCCACGUUGUUUGGCGGAUCAAGCAACACUGCCACCAAAGCGGACUAG
Podospora anserina S mat+ is the source of this 2169-nucleotide messenger RNA. RefSeq lists its product as uncharacterized. The record is from RefSeq and is a predicted model, not a curated record. Bases 1 to 2169 code for a protein of 722 amino acids. Lineage: Eukaryota; Fungi; Ascomycota; Sordariomycetes; Sordariales; Podosporaceae. Gene Ontology annotation, molecular function: protein disulfide isomerase activity. The transcript has 3 exons. Gene Ontology annotation, cellular component: endoplasmic reticulum.